Molecule: messenger RNA, 450 nt
Organism: Emericellopsis atlantica
Lineage: Eukaryota; Fungi; Ascomycota; Sordariomycetes; Hypocreales; Bionectriaceae
Product: pterin 4 alpha carbinolamine dehydratase-domain-containing protein
Exons: 2
Coding region: 80-337 (85 amino acids)
Biological process (GO): tetrahydrobiopterin biosynthetic process
Molecular function (GO): 4-alpha-hydroxytetrahydrobiopterin dehydratase activity
Source: RefSeq, a predicted model, not a curated record
CAAGACGUUUUCAAAGACGUGGGUAUGUUCAUGAAUAUACGACUCCCCUCCUAGCAAUACUGAUAUUUGGUAGGACUUUAUGACUGCAGUUUCGCUGCAGUGUAAAAUAAAAAACCACCAUCCCGAGUGGUCCAACGUGUACAACACGACAUUUAUCAGAUGGACAACCCAUAAUCCCAAAGGUCUGUCAGACAAAGACUUGGACCUCGCGACCAAGUGUGACGCCAUUGCUGCCGAGCUGGGAGAGCUGGCUCCCGAGCCCCCCAGCUGCGAGAUCAGGGAUGUCGCGGACAAGGCGACAACAUCGGCAGGGGACUGCUGUGUCCCGAAGAAGUGAACGAGGCGCGUUAGGCGUGGCUGAUCACCACUAUGCAGCCAUCGAUCUUGUUGCGAUCGCGGUUGGCGUAACCACUCAUAGAAAAGGGUCCAUAUUGCUCGCAAGUUCAAAGU